UUUUAUACAAUUUAUCUUUUAGGUAUAUGUUGUAUGACUUGUAUCCCAAUUUUCUACGGACAAAGUUUAGUUACAAAAUUGAUUGUAGUCUAAGACUACAACAUUACUUAAUAUCUUUUUAUUGUAGGUGAAUUUUGACAAAUCCAUCAUUGAAUGAAAUCUUCUUCUUAUAUUCUCUAUACUUGCAAAAUUUCUAGAAAAUUAGAGAUAAAUAGUUAUGUCAUUAAUAAAUUGUUUAAAUUGAAAGUUUUUGUAUUUUAAAAUUAUGCAUAAAAUAUAAGCUUAUAGAUCAUAUGGUAAAUAAUAUCCGAUUGACACAAAAUUUGACAUAUGUAUUAAGAGCGUAAAAAACAUGCAAUUCAAUUGUUAGAUUUUUUUUAAAUAUGUAGUAAUAUUUAUUUUAUUGAGUAAGAUUGUAGUCUUAGGCUACAACUAAUUUUGUAACUAAAUUUUGUCCUUUUUCUACCCAAGAUAAUAUUUUUUACUACUUGAUAACGUGGAUGUAUGGACAUGCGGAUUGUCAUGUAUGGAUUAAGGAUGCCAUGCAAGUGAAAACUGCUAAAUAUAUUGAUAUUUUUGCAAAUAUUUCUUAAGGGGUGGUUAACAUCCUAUAAAUUUUACUAUAUAAAACUUACAUAUUAAUUUAUAUUUUGCAAUUGUGGGGGCUAGUUACUCAGGAAGUAUUGUUAAAAGCGGUAUUAAUUGGGCCUAUGGCCCUAUCCGAGGAUGUUGGACCAUCCGAGGAGGCCCAAAUAAGGCUAUGAGCAGAAUAAAGUUAAGAGAUGAGUAGAGGUAAUGUGAGAUGGGUCCAAUAAGUGUCCAAGGACAAAAGUAUCCUCAGCAACAUGUGUCCGAGAUGAAUCUGAGUACCUUAUCAUCACAAACUUACUUCAGGGCUACGUCACAGCUGAGAGUGGGACAUUGGACCAGGGAUAAGGAUAAAAAGGCAGACAAAUAUCUUCAAAGGCUGCGACCUCCGCAUUAAUUGUCUCUCAACCAACUCUCUGGCCGCAUUAAUGUGGAAGUGAUGCCUGAACAGUGAUCAAGCAGCCUUACAGCUACUAUUUGAUGGUUUCAGGAAGUGUUGGAUGAGACAGGAAGGAAUCCCCCUAAUUUAGCAUACACGAGUGUGGUAAGGAUGACAAAAAGAUUGCAGUAUAUAACCUGGAAGAAUGCACUAAAAGCAUGAUUGAAACUCUGAUACAAAGGACUUCUGGAAGAAAACCAUAUGAAACAAAAUAACAUAGUUGGUUUCGAGGAUAAAUUCGAUAAUUUAAUCUGUGUCAUAUCAUCUUGAAUCGUUAAGUUUAAUCGCUUUUCCUCUGGGAUAAAUCUAGUUCUUCUAUCCACGCUCUACAAAUUUAUUGUUUGGGUCGUUAACGUUUGAGCCCAAUCCGAUUUUGGGAUCAAUACAAUUUCAGUCCCUACAGCAAUCAUAUAUAAAUAAUUCAAAUAUUCACUUUAUUAGGUUGCUGAAGUAUGUACAUCAAUCAAAUUCCUUGUCACAUUACUUUGUAAUUAUUUUGUAGAAACUUUAGUAAUUUUCAUAUUUUUUAAGUUGUGAUUUGCUUGAAUCCAAUGUGAGACUUAUGGAAUGUAUUUUUGUUAUAUUAAUGACCACAUUUUUAUAAAAGAUUAAUGGCCUCUAAUGAUGCCUUAAAAUCACCAGUGAACUACACGAUUAUCGCACGCUUGAAAUAGCGACCUGCAAGAAGAAAAAAAAUGAUCUAACAGAGGGCACCGGUGUGGUGCCUGCCAAAUACCCUCCGAAGGUCAAGUUAGAACUAUUCUCAACUCUAGAAUGCUAGAGAGGGGUAAAUUAUGCGUACCUUGAUUUGUGAGGGUAUUGGGGCUUUUAUAGUAGUAGAAGGUUGGCCUCCCUUCCUUGAUGUAGAAGUCUUUUCCUUAUAGGAAUCCUCUUGAGCAAUCCAAAACGUGAUAGACAAGACAUUUCCUUGUAGAGAGGGUUUUGCAUUAACGCGCGUAUCUUUCGGAGUUCUCCUUGCACUAGGAUUCCGAUUUCCUUUGGGAUUCUACCGCAGUUAAGCGUGCACAACAAGUAUUUUAACUUAGGGUUCCUGCUAUGCCCUGGGCUUACCCAUUCUCGGCCCAUUGGCUAAGAUCCGUCAAGCCCAUCAUGGUGAAGGUCCGUUAACCCAAUUUUUACCCCUUCAGCUGCCCCCUUCACCCUAUGGUCCGUCAUGCUUGGAUGGACGGACUAAUUGGGUGACGGUUCAAUAUUCAAUAUUCUUUGGGUUUGACGGUUUAGGGAUCUAUGACGGUUGAAAUUUCUUUGACGGUUGAAGGUUCUUUGACGGUUGAAGGUUCUUUGACGGUUGAGGGUUCUUGGAGUAGACGGUUUUCCAAGAGGACGAUAGCAACUGCGAUCAUUUGUUGACAGAUUGUCAAGCAUUUAUGAGGUGCGACACGUGUCACGUUUUGAUUGGAUUUUGUCCUGGAUCGAAGCAUCGCUUCGUCUUCCAUGCAUUUCACAUAUAUAUAUUACACUUCUCCUCCCUCAUUUCUCUACUUUUCAGCUAAAACAUAUUGCCAGAGCGCCAUUGUCAACCUUGUCAGAGAGCUUUCUGUCGAAUAUCUGUACCCGUCAUCUAUACAACCGUCGACCUUUAGUUACUCAAAUUUGGUAAGUAUUAUUAUCAUUUUUACAAGUCUUUCAUUUGUGCUUUUCAUUUUGUUAGACUUUCAUACACACCCGUCAACACUGCUAGAUCAGUCAGUCUUAGGUUUUGUCGUCACUUGUAGGCAAUGUCUAGUGCGUCAAGUAAUCAGUUAGUAGUUCGUGACGAGGCGGAUUAUGAGGAAGUAUACCCGUUUGGUCAUAAAGACCAAGAGAGUCCGGGCGAAGAGAGGAAUCCGUUUGCCUCUUCCUCGUCCUCAACAAAUGAGGAUAUGGAGAUGGCUGAGCCAGAGGAUAUUUCUGAUGACGGUGAGGAUCAACCAUUGAGAUCCGUCAUUAGUGCUGAUGGACUUAGGGAGUUCAUCAUGCUACCAGAGUAGACGGUGCAUAAAUUCACAUCCGUCAUCAAGGAAAAACACUUCAGCACAUUUAGGGCCAUUUUUCAAAUUCCAGACUACAUUACAAUCCGUCUACCCUACGUAUCAAAGAAAUGUUAUUAUGAGGGGGUAGACGGUGUCGGAGUGUACGAGCAGAUGCUGAAGGCGAGACUUAGGUUUCCUUUAAGUACCCUGCAUAGAGAACUUCUAAAGUAUUUGGGUCUGUCCGUCACCUAGAUUUCCCCGAACGCCUGGAGGGUCUUCAUUGCAAUGGAGAUUCUCUAUGGUGCUAUGACAGACGGUGCCAGGAGGCUGAUGGUGCGUGAAUUUCUUCAUUGCUACCGUCCAGACAAAAUUGACAGGUCAAGGGGAAUGUAUUGUUUUGCUAGUAGGAGUCCAUUGUUGAAGGUCAUCUUUGAAACACCCAACUCAAAUAGAGACUGGAAGAGUCAUUACUUCUUCUUAGAGGGCGACGAGUGGAUGGGUCGUCCAGGGGAAACGGAAUAUAUGCCCGUCGACACGACCUGGGGAGUGUUAGAUCCAUCUCAUAUGCAUCCGUCCUAAUUUGUAAACUCUUUUAUAUUCUCUUAGUUAUUAUUACUUCUCUUUUGGUCGUCCGUUUUUUGCAGGUAGACGGUGUCCUUAAGUUAGUGUCGAGGAGUUUGGUUUCCUUGAGAAGAUUUUUCAAAAGACCAAGUCGAAGGAAAGGACUUGGGUGAAGUUGGUAAAUCCCAACAUUAUCCACUGGUAUUGUGACGGUCCCGAACCCACUCUUGAAGCCAUCAGAUAUAACGAAAGAAUUCACAGACAGAUGGACGAUGCUAAGAGGAAGGUGCUGAUAAAAUCACAGGCUGCCAAAAGAAAGGAGUCCGGUGAGAUUCCUAAGGGGACAGCUCCGUCGAUAAAAAGAAAGCCUCCGUCCAAAUCUGACCGUCCGCUUAAGCAGCAGAAGGUCUCUCUGGAACCCGUCGUAGGGUUGAUGGCUGAGGGUGUGAAGACCGUCACCCCUGUAAAGCAUGGGUCAGGCAAAGGUUUAAUGAAGGCCCCGUCCACAAGCCAAGAGAAGCCUCCUCCUCUCCUUCGUGACGACUCCAAGUAUGCCCUGGAGAAGCUUUCAUCUAUCAUUUCGUCGGAGGACUAUGAGGAUUUGGCCAAUCACUUGAAAGAGGCAAUGGGGGAGACGGGCCUUUUUGCUGUUGCACAGUCCCUUGUCAUGAUGAAGGGCCUAAUGGAUCAGUGUCUUAACCGUGAAGCGGCCCUGGAACGUGUACGAGCAAAGACAGAGCAGAUGGAGGACGAGCUGGGUCAACUCAACAAGUGGAAGUCCACCAUGGAGAAGAAAUUUGAACUUUCUGAGCAGGUUAGGAAAGAGCUUGAGCAGAAGACGGAUGAGGAAGGGAAGGCCUUGGAGGUCAAAGAAAAGGAGAUCCAAGACUUGAAGGAAAAGCUCCGUCAGGCUAAGAAGGUGGCAAUCUAUUAAUACCGUGACUCCGAUGCUUUAUUGACCGAGCUGGGGGACUCAUUCCUGCAAGGUUUUAAUGACGUCCUCCGUCAAGUUAAGAAAGCCUACCCUAAACUAGAUGUGUCCAUGAUAGUUGUUGAAGAUCAAGGUCAGACGUUUGCUUUGCCCGUCGCCUCAGAGAACACAGACAACCUAUUUGCUGAGGAGGCGGCUCAAGGUGACGGAGAGUCAGCUCUAGCAAAGAAUGCCCAAGAUGCCGACCCUAAAAAGUAGAUGGCCAUCCGUCCUAUAUAUAUAUAUAUAUAUAUAUAUUUUUUUUUUUUUUUUUUUUUUUCUUUUUGAGAACAAUCUGUCCUUAAUUUUGUGUAUUAAACAAUUACCCUCUGAGGGUUUUAUCCGUCAAUGUUUUAUUUCACAA
Messenger RNA from Quercus robur (English oak), 4895 nucleotides. RefSeq lists its product as uncharacterized. The transcript is spliced from 3 exons. Bases 3827 to 4495 code for a protein of 222 amino acids. The record is from RefSeq and is a predicted model, not a curated record. Lineage: Eukaryota; Viridiplantae; Streptophyta; Magnoliopsida; Fagales; Fagaceae.